AUGUCGGUAAAGGCAAUACCCAGUGCCGAACCAAUGUUAAAAUUCGCUAAUGAUGCUGAUGACGUAGUUCAGAUGUAUGGUAAAUCAGCGACAAUCCAUGGUGUGCAUGCUAUCAUUACUCCACAAGCAUUUAAGUGGCGAAGAUAUGUUUGGUUGUUGUUGUUGAUCGGCAUGACGUUUUCUCUGAGUUUCUUCUUGUAUCUACAGUUUAAAAAAUAUGCUUCACACCCCGUUGUUUCCAGCAUCAAUGUCGAGUUCACUGAUGAUCUAAAACUACCAGACAUUACAAUUUGCAACUCUAAUAAUUUUCACCGAGACCGAAUACCAGAUGAACCCAUUUUGAAAGAGUUGCUGUUUAAUAUGAGUGAUCUAAAUUACCUAAGGUAUCAGUUAAAUGGUACCGCAAGGCCAAGUACCCCGAAAUCUACCGACUCCUUCACUGGUCCGUACCUUCGCAAAUUUGCAGAAGAUGCCACCCAUAAAGUUAAAGACAUGUUCAUGGUCUGUGAAUGGCAAUACAAAUCAUUGAACUGUAGUAGAUAUUUACGAAAACGGUUCACAGAUUUUGGAGUAUGCUACACUCUUACGUCUAAUCAAGAUUCUCCAAUAGCUCUACCAGUGCUUUCGCCUUCUAAUACAGCUAACAAUCUUCGGUUAAUUGUAAACAUUGAACAAGACAAAUACUACUACUCCAGAAGUUCCCAGUCCGGAAUAAAGGUUGUUCUUCACGAGCAGAAUACGGAACCAUCGCCGUUUCAACAUGGUUUUUAUGUUCAACCUGGCACAUCUACAUCUGUCACGUUCGGCAUAACUAAGUAUUCGUGGUUACCAGAACCAUACAAGGCAUUUGGAAAUACCAGUUGUGAAGAAAUAGACGAUAGAACAUUUAAAACAGAGAACAACACGUACCAAUAUUCUAAAGAUGCUUGUGUUUCUAAUUGUAUUAGGAACUAUCUGUUUAAACAAUGUAACUGCAACUUCUUUCUUAAUAGAGGACCAGAACCAUUCUGUUCACUGACAGAACUACAGGAUUGUUUGUUUCCACACAUGCACAACAUAUCUCAUGCACACAUUUCCAAUUGUCACUGUCCAACACCAUGCCAAGUUACAGAAUAUGAAGCAAGGCUGUCCGUGGCCAAUUUUGCCUCAACGUUUAUCAAGGAUUACUUGGUGAAUAUAAAUCUGAUUAAAAGUGCUGACACGAUCGAUGAAAAUCUGAUUGAUCUAAGAAUUCAGUAUAGUGCAGUAUCGGCCAUCAUUAAACAACAAAAACCAGAGAUAACCAUUGAAGGCAUUCUGGGAAAUCUUGGUGGACACAUGGGUCUAUUUAUCGGGGCCAGUGUUAUGUCUCUUUUUGAACUAUUAGAGUUUCUGAUUAUAUACCUACAUCAACUGUGUAAACAUGGAUUCCAGAAAACCAGAAAAAAGAAAUGA
Molecule: messenger RNA, 1434 nt
Organism: Lottia gigantea (owl limpet)
Lineage: Eukaryota; Metazoa; Mollusca; Gastropoda; Lottiidae
Exons: 7
Coding region: 1-1434 (477 amino acids)
Biological process (GO): sodium ion transmembrane transport
Cellular component (GO): membrane
Molecular function (GO): ligand-gated sodium channel activity
Source: RefSeq, a predicted model, not a curated record